UCAUAAUUAUUUUGAUUGAUGGAAAGAGCAAAACUCGGCAACUGGUAAAAGUUUCAGAGCAGAAUAUUUUAUCAUGAAAUAUUCAUUCCACUGCGUGUUGGUGUUUUCUUUGAUUUUUCUUUGUAUAUUUAUUUUGGCAUUUGAAGGUGAAUCAGAGGAGGAUGCAACGGAAAAUAACCUCAAGCUGGCUAUUGAUCCUAGAAAGGGAAAAGUCUCCAGACAAAAGUGCAAAAACGCUGCAUGUAAAAAAAGAACGCAGAGAGAAAACAAUAAAGCUAAAAUUGCAAGGAAUAAAAAUUCAAAGACCACAAAAAAAACGCACACUAUAGCAGCUUCCAUUGUUAAGAAAACCAGCAUAAAAAAUGUGGCUGUCCAAACUACCUCUAGGGCCACAAAAAAAUUUACGUCAAAAACAACAACUGCAGCAAAACGAACGGAACGGUUCUUGGAGAUAAUCAUAACACUGGGACCAACAAAACCCAUAACUUCACCUUUGACAACCACAGAAGGAAUAACUACUAUUUCUUCAACUAGUAGCACAACAAGAACAACAUCUACAACUCCAACUAGCACCACAAGUACAAGCACUACAUCAACCACUACAGUCACCACAACUACUACUACUUCUACCACCACCACAACAACCACUACCAAGCCAUGUUUAAACUCAACCUGCUCAACCUACUUAGCUGCACAAGCCGGGUCCAAUACAGCAUCAUAUGCAGCCCAGGGCUACAAUGUCAUGUCUAAUGGGUACAAGCUUUUCAUCGGACGAAUAGCAAACUUAUCAGAGGCAGUGAAAUCUUGCAAGGCUCAAAAUCUCUCACUUUUGGAAAUUGACGAUGAAUCAAAAUUCAAAGCCCUAAACGCACUCCAAUUAUCAAAUUUACAAACGUUCUGGACAAGCGGAAGCAAUGAGGGUGAUAAUUGCGACGUUCACCAGAAAUACGCUUGGUGCUCUGCAGAAAAACCAUUUUCUCUGGUCGAGGACAAAUUCUGGUCAGUGCGAAAUGCUUUGAACAGCACAGUGGAGAGGUGCAUUGCAUUCAAGAGAAACUUGACUUCGUCUGAAAUCCCUGGUUUAAUUCACGCGAGCUGCGACAUGGCACUGGCAUACGCAUGCAAGGCGCAACCAUCAUGUCCAACCAAUUGCAACCCAGACGCAACCGAAAAUGAUCGCAAACAUGGACAAACUUUUAAACGCUGAUCCGUUCGGACAAAGCACGUGGUUUACUGCUGGCAACUUCACUUAUUUACUUGGAAAUAGACCUGUGACGUGGCUGAAAAAUUGGCAGUUGUGUUGCAAUUUAGGAAUGGAGCCUAUUUCAUUCUCCAACAUGGGCACCAGGGUUUACUUUGAAGCAAUAAACCGUGCUUCCUAUUAUAUUUUACAUAUAACCUACAACUUCAAAUACUGGACGGCGGGUUCUCAGCAAGGCUCGCCGGGCCAAUGGAACUGGUGCACUUCUUCUGGUGCUCAAGUCGCUGCCGAGGGAUUACCUGCCAUCUUUUUAAACAGAACUUCUCUUUGGAAUUACGAUUGCUCCAUUAUGUACAAUAAUAUGAGCGGAAAUGUUUCUUUUUCAUGGACAUAUGAAGAGAAUGUUUGUGAGAAUCGCCGCAAUUUUGCCUGUCAGGGUCCUCUAGCGUUAUAUAAUAGCUCUGCGAUAAAGUGCACCAGAGGGACUUGUCCCACUUCUGUUUGUAACAAAACGAUUGAUUUGGGAAUAUUAAAUCCCACUUCCAGAGGGUUUGAUAGUUAUGGAAGAUUUACGUCAUCUUGUGGCAAAAUUCUAAUGUUCUCGCGAUAUAAGCUGAAUUGGACAAUGUCUCGAGACACUUGUUGCAGAUUGGGCAUGAAUUUGGUUGGGUUUUUCACAAAAGAAAAACAAAAAUGCCUUUCAAAAUCCGUUACUGCCCACAUAAAGUUUCCAUUUUUUGAAGAAAUUGCGCGUCUAGAGUUUUGGACAUCCGCCACUGAUUUCAAUUGCAAAGGAAAAUACGCAUGGUGUGGCUUUGAUAAAACUAUGGACCCAAGCAAAUUUACUUGGGCCACUGGGACUCCGGUGAGCGCUGACGGCGAUUGUGUGUUUUUGAAAACCGCAGGAAACGAAACUGUGUUGGCCACUGGAAAUUGCAGCACAGAAAGAUUUUUCGUAUGCGAAACUGCAAGAAUUGGAACCCAGUUAGAGGUAGCCAAGGCUGAAUGCAUGGAAAUUAAUGAAGUAAAAAUUGAGGAGCUGCUGUAUCUGCAAAAUUUAAGUGCUAACAGUAAUUACGUUUCCAACAAUUUAAAAUGUUAUAUGUAUUGCUUGGCUGAAAAUUAUAGACUCAUGUCUUUGUCUGCUUUAACGGCCAAAAUCCAGCAAGUAUUUAUGACAGCAACCACAAAUCUACUUGCUGCUUUGCAAACAGUUGACGAGUGUUACUCAUCUUUAGCGGACGUUUUUGCCGAUGGCUGCACAUUGGCGUAUGAAUUUUUUAAGUGCUGUCAAUUGAAGCAACCUGAAUUGACGAUUAAAAUGCUACAAGCUAGCUGGGGAAAUUCAACCAUAUACACGCCGCCUAUACCUUGUGCGCCAUACAUAAAACAGUGCCACUUGACUAAGAUGUUUCCGUGCACAGUCAACGUGGCUCUGAAACAGCAACUAAAUGCAACUCAAACUACUGAAAAAGGACGGAUGAUUACUUUAUUGAUUGGAAAAGGCUCAGUUAAAAAGGAUUACUUUAUCUCCUACUCCUAUUUUAACACUUUAACAAACGAAGUUGACAUUUAUCAGUACUGCUGCUCCCUGGGCAUGCGAAUGUUUGAGCCACAGUCGAUUGAAGAGUUCAACGCGGUAGCAAUGGAGGCUUUGAAUAUUGAAAAUACUAUAUUGCUUGUUGGGGAAAGCUACAACGUCAACAGCACACACGGAGCGUGGUGCGCCAGUGGUAAACCGGUCACAUUUGAAGGAGUGCGCUUUGCGCCUACAUUGAAUUGCGAACCGUUUAUGGAUGCCUUUGCCUUCAACACAACGGCAGGAAAUUUUUUGUCGUAUCCCUCAUCUAUUUAUCAGACGACGUUCAAUCGCAACACAUCAUACUUGGAUCCAGCGCUAUUAGCCAGUCCAUUGACGCCAAUAAAUAAUCUAAAUAAUCCUUAUCUUAUCUGA
This is a messenger RNA of Neocloeon triangulifer, 3155 nucleotides long. RefSeq lists its product as uncharacterized. Gene Ontology annotation, molecular function: odorant binding. NCBI's taxonomy places the organism in Eukaryota, Metazoa, Arthropoda, Insecta, Ephemeroptera, Baetidae. The record is from RefSeq and is a predicted model, not a curated record. Bases 1173 to 3155 code for a protein of 660 amino acids. The transcript has 27 exons.